CAUUCCCUUUUAAAGCUUUCCAAAAUAAAGGGACAAAAUGGGGGAACAAAUUUCAAAAUUUUAAUUUUCGAACACAAAUUUCGCUUACUUUGACUGCUGCUUCCUCUCUCACUUCUUCACUUGCUGAGACUCCGAGGCUAAGCAACACAGAGAAAGAGAGGGAGACAUGAUGGAGGAGGGAUCAGGUGGGGGCAGGAGUAACUACAACCACAUGAACGAUGCCAAAAAUGAACGGCGGGUAGGCUUAAUUUACGAUCAGAGGAUGUGUAAGCAUCGAACUCCUUAUGGCGAUGAUCAUCCCGAGAAACCUGAUCGAAUCACUGUUAUAUGGAACAAGCUUGAACUCGCCGGCAUUCCGCAAAGAUGUGUGAUUUUAAAUGCAAAAGAAGCCAAGGAUGAAUAUAUUUGCGCUGUUCACUCCAAAAACCAUGUUAAUCUGAUUCGAAAUAUAAGCUCCAAAGAGUAUUCAAAGCGAAAUCGGAUUGCUUCCAAGUUAAAUUCUAUAUAUUUGAAUGAAGGAUCAUCAGAGUCUGCAUACCUUGCAGCCGGCUCUGUCAUUGAGGUUGCUGAGAAAGUGGCAAAAGGGGAAUUGAAUUCUGCUUUUGCUAUUGUUAGGCCACCUGGACAUCAUGCUGAAUAUGAUGAAGCAAUGGGGUUUUGUUUAUUCAACAAUAUAGCCAUAGCAGCAAGUUUUCUACUUGAUCAAAGGCCUGAACUUGGUAUAAACAAGAUUUUGAUAGUUGAUUGGGAUGUUCAUCAUGGUAAUGGUACUCAAAAAACUUUUUGGAGUGAUCCUCGUGUUCUUUUCUUUUCUGUUCACAGACAUGAGUUUGGUAGGUUUUACCCUGCUAAUUUUGAUGGGUUUUACACCAUGGUUGGAGAAGGGCCAGGUGCAGGAUAUAAUAUAAAUGUCCCUUGGGAGAAUGGCCGCUGCGGGGAUGCUGACUAUCUAGCAGUUUGGGACCAUGUUUUAGUUCCUGUUGCUAAGGAAUUUAAUCCUGACAUAAUUCUAGUGUCUGCAGGGUUUGAUGCAGCUGUUGGUGAUCCUCUAGGGGGAUGUCGGUUAACACCUCAUGGAUAUUCAGUUUUGUUGAAGAAGUUGAUGGAUUUUGCUCAAGGUAGGAUUGUCUUGGCACUAGAAGGAGGAUACAAUCUUGAUUCUCUUGCAAAUUCAGCCUUAGCUUGCAUGGAAGUUUUGUUAGAAGACAAACCUAUUUCCGAAUUGUCUGAGGCAUAUCCAUUUGAGUCUACAUGGCGAGUAAUACAAGCGGUUCGUCAGAUGUUGAGUGCAUACUGGCCAACAUUAGCAGAUAAACUGCCCACAAAAUUGACUGAUCAAAAAGCUCCUCCUCAUAUUUUACUAUCAAGCUCUGAAUCUGAUGAUGAGGAUGAUGAUGCUUCGAAAAUCAUUUCAAAAGACCUAGUUCAAGCUAUUGCGGAUGUUGUAGAACCCAUUUUGAAUUUGAAGAUUGAAGAUUAUCAUGGUAAUGAAGUGAAGAAUGAAGUAAACAGUGCCCUGUGGAGAUCAAAGCUAUCCAAGACUGACAUUUGGUAUGCCGGUUUCGGAUCAAAUAUGUGGAAGUCAAGGUUCCUCUGCUAUAUCGAAGGUGGACAGGUCAUAGGCAUGAAAAAGCUGUGUUCUGGUUCUGUGGAUAGAAACCCUCCAAAGGAGACUCGCUGGAAAACUUUUCCUCAUCGUCUUUUCUUUGGUCGUGAUUUUACACAAACUUGGGGUCCCGGAGGGGUUGCUUUCCUUGAUCCUCGAAGCAACAGUGAAGAUAAAGCAUACAUGUGCCUCUAUAAGAUCACGUUAGAGCAGUUCAAUGAUGUUCUGCUGCAGGAAAAUGUUCCUGAUCAUGACAUGAAUUCUCCUUUAUUUGAUCUAAAUGCUUUAGACUCGAUACUCAAUGAAGGUUCAAUUCCUGUGGAGGCUGUCAAGAGAGGUUGGUACCAUAAUGUUGUCUACCUUGGAAUGGAGGAUGAUAUACCUAUACUGACUAUGACGUGUCCCCUCUCUGCGAUGGAAAGCUUUAAGUCGGGAGAGAUUCCUUUAUGUGCUCCUAGCAAAGAUUAUGCUGACACCUUAGUAAGAGGCCUUGUUGAAGGCAAACAACUUUCGGAAGAGGAGGCGACAACUUACAUUCAGGUGGCAUCCACCAAACCCUUAUGAUUGCUUAUUGCAACUCUUUGUUGCCAUAUUUUAGAUGCAAAUUUCUGAAGUAGCCAUUAAUGGUACAGAGUUAAGCCAUUCUUGUCCCAACAAUUGACAAUAGAUGAUAGGGUAAUCUCCUGCUAUUAUGUGUGAUAUUGAUCCAUUGUGUAUUUAAUUGGUAUUUAAGCAGCUGUAUAACUAACAAAUAUUCUGAUUGUAUGUUAUCCGAAUUCAAGUGAGGGUUGGAUUAGAGCA
Molecule: messenger RNA, 2407 nt
Organism: Gossypium raimondii (Peruvian cotton)
Lineage: Eukaryota; Viridiplantae; Streptophyta; Magnoliopsida; Malvales; Malvaceae
Product: histone deacetylase 5
Exons: 14
Coding region: 167-2170 (667 amino acids)
Biological process (GO): chromatin organization
Cellular component (GO): histone deacetylase complex
Molecular function (GO): histone deacetylase activity
Source: RefSeq, a predicted model, not a curated record